GAAGCGUGACGUCAUGCAGAAUAUUAUGCAAAUUUUAGAGUCGGUUCAGUUGAAGUGGGAGCUGUUUCAAAGCUGGACGGAUUUUUCCCGACUUCACCUUUCCAAUAAACUGGCUAUUUUCGGCAUCGGUUAUAACACCCGUUGGAAGGAGGAUAUUCGUUAUCAUUACGCGGAAAUCAGUUCGCAAGUUCCUCUCGGGAAACGACUCCGGGAAUAUUUCAAUUCGGAAAAACCCGAAGGUCGAGUUAUUAUGACCAGAGUUCAAAAAAUGAACUGGAAAAAUGUUUAUUAUAAAUUUUUGGAGAUAACGAUUAGCGAAGCUCGGUGCUUAGAGUUACACAUGGAGAUCGACUGGAUCCCCAUCGCCCAUUCCAAACCUACCGGCGGAAACGUCGUUCAAUAUUUAUUACCAGGAGGAAUCCCAAAAAGUCCUGGUUUAUACGCUAUCGGGUACGAAGAGUGCCAUGAAAAACCCCCUUCCCCUCUCGCCGAUGCCGGCAACGAGACUCAAGCCGAGCUGGAGGUUCCAUCUCCACAAACCUCCAUCCGGGUGGAAAUGGAAUCCGCGCGGAUUAUCUACUGUUACCUCGGCAUUGCCGAAAUGCGGACUCUCCAACAAUGCUUGUUUUUACAUUUUCAGGCAAAUACCAAAACCUUCAGUAAAGAUUGGGUUGGAAUCAAUGCUUUUUUAUCUCAGAACUGUGUCGUCGAACCCGGUGUAUCACCGAAAUCCAUCUAUAUUAAAUUUGUGGAAGUGGAAAGGGAUUUUCUUUCUGCCGGUUCUUUGGUAGAGUGCCUGGAAAAAGCCAUCGGAUAUCCCUUAAAAUUUAACAACUGA
Molecule: messenger RNA, 838 nt
Organism: Antrostomus carolinensis (chuck-will's-widow)
Lineage: Eukaryota; Metazoa; Chordata; Aves; Caprimulgiformes; Caprimulgidae
Gene: MSANTD2
Product: Myb/SANT DNA binding domain containing 2
Exons: 1
Source: RefSeq, a predicted model, not a curated record